AUGAAUAGACCGGAACAUGUGUGGAGAUUGACUUGGAAGUAUUUAUCAUAUGGCAUUGUUUAUGAUCAACGAUUAUUCACAGGAGAUCAAGGUUUGACACUAACUGACGGGGAGCUAAAAGAACUUAUGUUAAUGGCUAUUGAAACACUGUUACAAAACAAUAAUAAAAGUUUGAAAGAUUUCAAGCCAAUGCCAUAUCCAAAAGAUUUUGUGGUUUCCUUUAUAGGAAAUAGGCUUCUUUAUGAUGAGCGUCAAUACAAUGUUCUUGAACAACAACAAAUUUUUGCUAAUUUGUACUCUUCUCUUACAAAUGAACAAAGAACCAUUUAUGAGGAAAUAAUGGAUGUUGUACAAAAGCAACGAGGUGGGGUGUUUUUUUUAUAUAGCUAUGGUGGAACUGGUAAGACCUUUAUGUUGAACACUUUAUCAGCCGCACUUAGGUCUCAGAAAAAAAUUGUCUUGCCGGUGGCCUCAAGUGGGAUUGCAAGUUUGUUGCUACCAGAAACUUCUAUUUGCAACAUUAACAAAAAAGAUGAUCUUGCUGAGCUUCUAAAGAUGACAGAUCUUAUCAUAUGGGAUGAAGCUCCUAUGGCUAACAAAUUUUGCUUUGAGCCUCUUGAUAAAUCCUUGAAAGAUAUUAUGAGUGGAAUGCCACAUGCAUCUCAUAAAAUAUUUGGAGGUAAGGUUGUUGUGUUUGGUGGUGACUUCAGACAAAUUCUCCCUGUUAUACCAAGAGGUCUUGAAGCUUACAAAGAACAUGGUGCAACUACUUCUACUACCAAUGAUAUUAGGAGCUUUUCAGAGUGGAUUUUAAAUAUUGGGGAUGGGACCGUGUGUGAGCCGAAUGAUGGUUAUGCUGAUAUUUGUAUUCCAGAUGAGUUUUUAAUUUCAAACUUUUCCGAUCCCAUUAAGGCAAUUGUUGAGGAUACCUACCCUGAUCUCAUUCAUAACUAUCUUGAUUCCAACUAUCUCCAAAGUCGUGCAAUCUUAGCUUCAACAAUUGAAGUAGUAGAUGAUAUCAACCAAUAUAUCACAAAUCUUCUUCCAAGAGAAGACAAAGAAUACUUCAGUAGUGAUUCUAUAGAUAAAUCUGAUGCUACUAACUUUGAUGCAUAUGAGCAUGUCACAUCUGAGUUCCUAAAUGCUCUUAAAACUUCUGGAUUGCCUAAUCAUUCAAUCAGGUUAAAAGUUGGUGUCACGGUAAUGUUAAUGCGCAAUCUUGAUCAGUCUGAAGGCUUGUGCAAUGGUACACGACUCACUGUAACCAGACUUGCUUCUCAUGUCAUUGAAGCUAAGAUCAUUUUUGGAAAAAAUAUUGGUAACAUCAUUUAUAUUCCUAGGAUGUCAUUGCCCCCCUCACAGUCACCACGGCCAUUUAAAUUGGUUAGACGUCAAUUCCCCAUUAUGGUUUCCUUUGCCAUGACAAUUAACAAGUCUCAAGGGCAAUCUCUUGACAAUGUUGGUUUGUAUUUGCCAAAAGAAGUUUUUAGUCAUGGUCAAUUAUAUGUGGCUAUCUCAAGAGUUAAAUAA
Molecule: messenger RNA, 1530 nt
Organism: Vicia villosa (hairy vetch)
Lineage: Eukaryota; Viridiplantae; Streptophyta; Magnoliopsida; Fabales; Fabaceae
Exons: 6
Coding region: 1-1530 (509 amino acids)
Biological process (GO): DNA repair; telomere maintenance
Molecular function (GO): DNA helicase activity
Source: RefSeq, a predicted model, not a curated record